Rubroshorea leprosula is the source of this 914-nucleotide messenger RNA. Lineage: Eukaryota; Viridiplantae; Streptophyta; Magnoliopsida; Malvales; Dipterocarpaceae. The record is from the annotation of a GenBank genome assembly.
AUUAGGAGGCCCACCACACAAUUGGUUGGGCUUCAUUUGCAACGGAAAUGGGCCAGCCAAUACGAAUGUCGGUGUAUAAACUGUAGUAGAAACUGUUUCACUUCGCGUGUCCUGCUUCCUCCCUCUCCGCCGGUGUACGGUCGUAGUUCUGUUUUUGUUUCAUUUGGCUACUGUUUGCAACGAGGGUUUUGUGGCAAAUCAGUUCUUUUAACAACCAAGUCGCGACAUUCUUCUCCUCAGUGAAAGCACUCGCUCAAGCUACUUUCCCGUUCAUUUUUCAUGCUUUGCUUCUCAUUCUGUUGAAUGUACGGAUCCAAGUCCUUUUCCAAGAUAUGGUUGCAAAUUCUCAGGGUGGGAACCUUCAUCAUAAAAGAUUUUGGAGAAACCCACCAAAACAAAUUCAAUAAUUGCAGCACUAUCAUGUAUGGAUCAUAUUGUUUGGUUGGUAGUUAUCAAAAAAGGGGGGUGGUGUUUUUGGGCCCUUUGGUGGAACAAUAAAGAUUACAUUUUGCUUCCUCCCCAUCUGAAACUUUGUCUGUUUUGUGUUUUGGAACAGCACGGGUUACCACAUUUACCUACCCUGCCUUGCUCUAAGCUAGGCUGGCAAUCACGGAGGAGGAAAACAAUAUGUGGAUCACUUACUUGCUCGGUUGCUCCACAUCUGGCUGUGAUUGGUAAACAGACCCGCUCUUCAUGAGGAUGAGGGAACCACAACCAUGUUCUGAGGUAAGCAUUUUAGUUUUACUACUUUUAAAGAUGGGCUGCAACUGUGUUACUUAUCUUCUUCUCUCAAUUGUUUGUGGAUUCUGCAUUAGUAAAACUAGUGUAUGGGGAAGCAUCCAUCUUUCUUAACGUCUGUGCAUGGCAUGAAGUAGAGGAGGAACUACAGUAAGUGAUAAAAAUGUAGAACAUAG